Messenger RNA from Exophiala bonariae, 2970 nucleotides. RefSeq lists its product as uncharacterized. Gene Ontology annotation, cellular component: cytosol. NCBI's taxonomy places the organism in Eukaryota, Fungi, Ascomycota, Eurotiomycetes, Chaetothyriales, Herpotrichiellaceae. Bases 1 to 2970 code for a protein of 989 amino acids. Gene Ontology annotation, biological process: glutathione metabolic process. Gene Ontology annotation, molecular function: 5-oxoprolinase (ATP-hydrolyzing) activity. The record is from RefSeq and is a predicted model, not a curated record. The transcript has 8 exons.
AUGGAGCCUCGCAAUCUAAUCAUUGGGGUCGAUGUAGGUGGCACCAACACAGAUGCUGUACUCCUUGACCCCGCAAAGUCUGGACCAGAAGCAGUAAUCGCAUCUUACAAAGCCACUACUGGGACGGAUGUCACAACUGGCAUUGAAGAGGCAAUUCAAAGAUUGCUCCAAGAUGCAAAUGUUCGUCCCGAGCGUGUUUCUGGCUUGAUGAUUGGGACAACUCAUUUCAUCAACGCUGUGAUUGAACGGGACUCCUCAAGGCUCGACCCCGUGGCCGUUGUCCGUCUGGCUGGUGGGAACUACUUGACGCAUACCCCACCCUUUGUGGAUUUUCCACCAGCUUUGAAGAAGAUUAUUGACGGCCACUGGGCUAAGAUAUCUGGUGGUAUUGAGAUUGACGGCACAGAAAUCGGCCCAGUCAAAGACGAAGAGGUCCUGGAACAAGCAAAGAUCAUCAAGGAGAAAGGCCUCCGCAAAGUCGCUGUGGUGGGCAUUUAUUCUCCAUUCGAUGAUGAUUACCGCCAGGAAGAUCAUGUUCGUGAUCUUCUGAAGAAAAAUCUCCCUGAGAAUGUUGAUAUAGUGUGUUCCAAGGAUGUUGCGGGUAUUGGAUAUUUGGCACGAGAGAAUGCAACAAUCCUGAACGCCUCAAUCCUUCGCUUUGCCAGGCGCACGAUCAAUGGCUUCCGCCAGGCCAUGAAACGCCUCAAUCUCAGAUGUCCACUCUUUCUCACCUCCAACUCUGGUCACCUUUUGUCCUCCAGAGAAGCCAUGUCAUAUCCUAUUCAAAUAUUUUCUUCGGGUGCGACAAACUCUAUCAGAGGGGCAUCGUUUCUUUCUGCACAAGGACCGAUGACUCAGAGUAGGUACGUCGUCGAUAUCGGAGGAACCACCACAGACAUUGGUUGCCUUCUUCCGAGCGGAUUCCCUCGCCUUGCUAGUACGUCCACUGAAAUUGGUGGGGUGAAGGUGAACUUUGCUAUGCCACAGGUUGAGAGCAUUGGGCUUGGUGGAGGCUCUCUUGUGCACGAACUACCCGGUGGGAGAUUGUCCAUCGGGCCAGACAGUGUGGGACAGAGUUUGAAGGAGGAAGCAAAGUGCUUUAAUGGUGAUUCUUUAACCACAACCGACAUCAUGGUUUCGGCAGGAAAAAUGCAAUUGGGGACUGUAGUCCCCGAGAUACCCUUGGCGUUGAUAUCUAAAGCCAGGGAAAAGAUGAAGAAGAUGAUCGAAGACCAUGUUGACAGAAUGAAGACGUCGCCAGAGCCAUGCCAACUACUUCUUGUGGGAGGUGGUGCAUUUCUGUGUCCAGCUGAGCUGCAAGGAGUGGCCUCAAUCGAGAUCCCAACUCAUGCCAAUGUUGCCAACGCUGUUGGAGCUGCGGUCGCCGAGAUUGGGCAGGAGAUAGAGGUCAUAGUUGAUGCUAGCAAGAAAGAUGCCAUGUUGUUGGAGGUAAGAGCCAAAGCAGUCGCUCAGGCUAUUUCAAGAGGAGCAAAACAAGACCAGGUCCGAACCAUCGAAGAAGAUGUAUCAGGCAUUGCAGCCAUAGAAGGAAAGUUCAAGAUCACCGUCAAAGUUGUAGGUCCCGUGCACUAUGAGCGGCUCCUGAAGAAUGUCGAGUUUGAUGAUGAUCUCCUGUUGGCCAAAGACGAGACUUACCACGAAACGAAGCGGUUGAAGAUUGGUGAUCACAGUGAGGCUUCUUUCGACGCAAAAUUGGUGGACCACACCACCUACACACCAUAUGUUGACUGUGAUCGAAUAUGGCAUUUGUCAGAAACAGACGCUUACUAUAUCUCACUCGGUUGUUACAUUCUCGGCUGUGCAGGGGGUGGUACACCAUAUGGUUCGUAUCUUCAAGUCCGGCAGCUCCUUCGUGACGGUUGCAGCAUCAAGAUAGUAGAUAUCGAAGAUUUGCCAGAGAAUGCCGUGGUUGGUCCAGUGGCAGCAAUGGGCAGUCCAGUUAUUGCCAUCGAACGACUCGGUGGCAGCCUCAUUUUUGAUGCAAUGCAAGGCAUGGAGGAACAUCUCAACAUCAAUUUCACCGCAACUCUGACGGCAGAAAUUGGUGGUGCGAAUGGAAUGGCACCUCUGGUCUUAUCGUCUUCACGAUACAAAGACAUCCCUUGUGUCGAUGCAGAUCUUAUGGGCCGAGCUUUUCCAGCAUUCGAGAUGAGUUCGCUAUUCAUCGGGGCGAACAAUAUCAACGAUCUGCUUCCAGCAUGUUUAUCAAGCGGAGAUGGGACUACACUGACUUUGACUUCGGCAAAGAACUCAACAUCCGUUGACAAAGUUCUCCGUGCAGCCUGUAUUACCAUGGGUCUCGCUGCAGGCAUCUCCGCCCGACCAACCACGAAAUCAGAGCUUCAGCGAUUUGCCGUACCCAAAUCUAUGUCUCUCUCCUGGCGCCUGGGCCGUGCGGUGGUCCUCGCACGAUCUCGGGGCACUUUAGCGACUGUCCAUGAGGAUAUCAUUCAGGAGUUUGGCGGACCGCAAGCCGCAAGCAAAGUCUUCGAGGGGAAGAUCGUGGGGAUUGAACAGUCAAUAUAUAAAGGCCACAGCCACGGAACUUUGAUUAUCGAAAAGCUCACGGACUAUGAAAAAGAGACCAUAAAUGGUAGCGACAUCGAUGGCCCAGAAAAAGUCCGAAUACCGUUCAUCAACGAGAAUCUGUUUAUUGAGGCUACUUACACCUCUGGUGAGAAGAAGAUUCUGGCAACAGUACCGGACUUGAUCAUGUUGCUGGACAAGUUGACCGGCGAAGCGGUUGGUGUCCCCGAAUAUCGAUACGGUCUCAAGGUCAUGGUGUUGGUUGCCGCUGCACAUCCCCUAUGGACUAGUAGCGAGCGAGGUCUUGACAUUGCUGGACCCAAAGCAUUCAAAUUCGACAUCAGCUUCAAGCCGUGCGGUACAUACCAACCAAUACGAAGUGUUAUCGACGAGUUUGCACCCUCGAAGCAGACAAAGGUAUAA